Messenger RNA from Drosophila montana, 256 nucleotides. RefSeq names its product NADH dehydrogenase (ubiquinone) MNLL subunit (gene ND-MNLL). NCBI's taxonomy places the organism in Eukaryota, Metazoa, Arthropoda, Insecta, Diptera, Drosophilidae. The record is from RefSeq and is a predicted model, not a curated record. Bases 1 to 171 code for a protein of 56 amino acids. The transcript has a single exon. Gene Ontology annotation, cellular component: mitochondrion.
AUGGUGCUCGGUCUGGAUAAGCGUGCCUUAUGGGCGGCCUUACCGCUGCUUGGCUUUGCGAUUGGCCAUUUUCUGGAUAAAAAGGAAACGGAACGCAUGAUCAUGUUCCGCGACAAGAGCGCCCUCUACGCACGCCCCGCUGGCAGCGAAGACCAGCCGCCGUCCUGGUGAUUAGGCAUCAAGGUUGCAUACUAUCACUACAAUUUUUUUUCCCCCUCACUGUCGUUAAAAUAAACUGUAACAUGGCUAUGUGAAA